Polypterus senegalus (gray bichir) is the source of this 2831-nucleotide messenger RNA. RefSeq names its product purinergic receptor P2Y1 (gene p2ry1). Bases 369 to 1430 code for a protein of 353 amino acids. The record is from RefSeq and is a predicted model, not a curated record. Gene Ontology annotation, molecular function: ATP binding; A1 adenosine receptor binding; G protein-coupled ADP receptor activity. Lineage: Eukaryota; Metazoa; Chordata; Cladistia; Polypteriformes; Polypteridae. Gene Ontology annotation, biological process: relaxation of muscle; platelet activation; phospholipase C-activating G protein-coupled receptor signaling pathway. Gene Ontology annotation, cellular component: plasma membrane. The transcript is spliced from 2 exons.
UGUGACGCCACGGCUGAAUCGAGUCGAGGAGACAAGGCAGAGCACCGAGAGUUUUGUAGACUCCUCUUUUUUGCCGUCUCUCUCACUCACUCCCCCGUCUCAGCGUCGCUCGUCUGGAGAACAAGAUAACGGCGACGAGUGCGAGUCACAAAGGUCGCGCUUCGCUGGGGAGGGGGCGGAGUAGCCGUGAGCGCGCAGGGGAGCAGAUAGAGACUAAGCGAAAGAGAGAACAUGCAGAGCUCCCUCCUUCGUUAUUCGUUUGGUUUAAGUAGAGCGGCUGGGAAGAUGGCGACAUUCCAGGACUGCCGCAAUCCAUUCGGUUGGCACCUCUAGCGCCAAAAGGAGCGCACUUUUUGCACUCGGGCAAUAUGUCAGCUGAAUUUAAUUUCUCAGCCCUUGCUAAUGUGACAAACAGCAGUUCCGUAAGUGGAGGGUGCCCGCUAACAAAAACCGGCUUUCAGUUUUAUUACCUGCCGACGGUGUACAUCUUUGUCUUCAUCACUGGAUUAAUAGGGAACAGUGUGGCCAUCUGGAUGUUCGUCUUUCACAUGAGACCGUGGAGCAGCAUUUCAGUGUACAUGUUCAAUCUGGCGUUGGCUGACUUCUUUUAUGUGCUCUCUCUUCCCAUCCUCAUUUUUUACUAUUUCAACAAAACGGAUUGGGUCUUCGGAGACAUCAUGUGUAAGCUUCAGCGCUUUAUUUUUCACGUGAACUUGUACGGGAGCAUCCUCUUCCUCACUUGCAUCAGCGUGCAUAGGUACACAGGAGUUGUGCACCCUUUAAAAUCCUUGGGGAGACUGAAGAAGAAAAACUCCAUCUUCAUCAGUGGCUUGGUGUGGUUCAUUGUAGUUGCUGGGAUUUCACCAAUACUAUACUUUUCCCGAACUGGAACAAAGAAAAAUGGAACAACAUGUUAUGACACAACCUCUGUGGAUCACCUGAGCAGUUAUUUUGUGUACAGCAUGUGUACAACUGUCUUUGGGUUCUGCAUUCCCUUUAUAAUCAUCUUGGGCUGUUAUGGAUUAAUAGUCAAAUCACUGAUUUGCAACGAUAUGAACAAUGCGCCUCUUAGGCGAAAAUCCAUUCACUUGGUCAUAAUAGUGUUAGCUGUUUUUGCUGUUUCUUAUCUGCCAUUUCAUGUGAUGAAAAACUUAAAUCUGAGAGCCAGACUGUACUUCCAAAGCCCUGAGAUGUGUGAUUUCAACAACAAGGUGUAUGCCACGUACCAAGUGACUCGAGGUCUCGCCAGCUUGAAUAGCUGUGUGGAUCCAAUUUUAUACUUUCUGGCAGGGGAUACAUUCAGAAGACGACUAUCUAAAGCUACCAGGAAAAGUUCCAAACGAAGUGACAAUAAUCUCCAGUCCAAAAGUGAAGAAACUGCUCUCAACAUUUUACCUGAGUACACAGAAAAUGGUGACACGCGUCUGUGAAUGUUAAACAUUAAAAUCAUACGAGUCUGGGUAAAGGAAAAAGGCAAAAAAACUUAAAGCUUAUGAAACUGCCUUUAUAGUACACUUCUUUCUGUCUCUUCUUGCCCAUUUUAAGGCAAUAAGUAUGUCAGGGCUUUCCACAGAAGGCAGGUAUUUACACUGUUUCGCAUGCUUGUUCAUGUUUUACUGGAAGCCCUUACAUGCAGAAAGUGUUUGCAUAGCCUGCCUUUUAAUCCUCAAACUGUUGAUUAUUCACAUUAACAUUUGAAUCCCAGUUGUAAUUAGCCUCUUUAGCAGCUCAAAGUCAGUUAGAAAAAAAAAAAGAAAAUCUGGAUUGAAAGAACACUGGAAUGCAAAGAUUUUAUCUGAGCCUUAUACAAACCACAAAUUUUAAACAUUUAUUGCAGUUAUGGUCACCUGUUGAACAGAUGACUGGAAUGCACUAACAGUAGUAUUUAUGUAACAUGGAAAUUUUAAACAUGAAAUUGAAUUGUGUUACUUUUUAUGCUGGUUUCAGAUAGUUUUGCAAAUGAGAGCAAUUUGCUCAUGGAGCGGUCUCCUGAAAGCUUUGUGAGGCUCAGCAUUCCCUAGCAGCCCAGACUUUAAUGUGUAUUAAUGCAGAAAUGGUUUAUAUGGAAUAAGAUAAUAUAUCUCACUAGUGUUAGUUACUGUCCCUGUGUUUUAUAACUGCAGAAACAUGACUAAGCAAAGCUCUCAGUCUGAUUAUCAUGCUGUUAACGCAUGACAAGCUCAAUAUGCACUGUAAAAAUGUGACCUUUGGGUACUGUAUAUUAUUGACACUAACACUGGCGUUAUGUACACUGUGCUGCUCAACCACGUGUCCAAUGUGCACUGUGUAGUGACAAUUUGUGUUGUAUGAAGGCAUAUAGUAUAUGUGAUUAACUUUUCAAGCCAUUUUGUAGGAUAAUAUGGUGUUAUAUCAGAGACACUUUUAUUUUUGUAUGUGUUUUAUUAUAAUUUCCUGUUAAAAUUAAGGUGUUAACUUAUUGCAUGUAAGCAGUGUUAAGGAAAGGUGACUAACUUUUCCAGUUUUCUAAUGGCCUGAACGAACAAAUGUUUCUUUUCUUUGUGUCGUGCUGUUUGCAUGCAAUUUAUGUUGCAUGAUGAUUGCAGUGGUGCCUGCCAUUUACUAAGAAAUUCAGUUCUACAUCUUUUAGUCACGUGCUUGAACUUGUGCUUCUUACAUAUGCAAUUGUGAUACAAUAAAAUUCUUUAUUUCUGUCUGUGGAGUCAGAUGUUGAAGCACAACAUGGUAAGCACAAUUUAUAUUAAUCUUAUUGGUGAAGCGUUGUCUGAUUGUGACAAUUAUUAGGUACAAUGUGAACACUUUCUGAUGAAUUGUGUCUAAAAUACUCAAGUAAAACUAUAAAACUGAACCAA